AUGGCGGAGGUGAAGACGGAUUUGGCGGAGGUCAAGUCGGACUUGAGUGAAAUGAAAUUCAUGCUUCAACGAUUGUGCCAGGUUUCGUAUCCCGACGAAACAAGGACGGAGUGUAAGCGGACGGAAACUAAACCAUUCAGUCCAGAGGACACGCGUCGGCGGAAGAAGAAGCAAAAGAUGGUGGAUGUGGAUCUCGUACCUGCCAGCCAGGACCCUGGGAAUGACAAAAUAAUGCGGCCGUCUACAACUUGGAAUGUGCAGAGCGGAUAUUCCAGGAAAUUCUUCAUUAACAUCCUCAAUCCUAAGGAGAAGGUCGAAGACCCGGAAGCUGUUGCCAUUACAUAUUUCAUUAUGAGGAAGCUCGGUAGUCGGCCACACCUGUGCGUUCAUAAAUUUUCUAUCCUGGACCCAUUACAAAUGCAAGUUAUUGCCGCUGCAGCUGGUCCCUACGCACGAAUCAAGGGGAAGGUCAUCUAGGACACGAUCAAUGCUUGGGACGAGUAUAAGGAGUGCAUGGAUGCCGUGCUGGGUCAGGUGGAAGAUUUCAUUCCAGCCUGAAUGGACGUCGACGUAGUGUACAACCCACUCUAUAUCAGGGAUCACUGGGUCCUGGUUGCGAUAGAUAUGACCCAGUCCGAGAUUUUUGUGUACAACUCAUUGCCAGGCCACAUUUCUACGUCGAAGUUGAUGACAGACCUGCGGCCGUUGAGUCAUACAAUCCCAUCGCUUUUGUACGCAUGUGGGCUGAUGGAUACGACCGAUUGCAAGCUGAGGAAGACUCUGUGGUGUGUAUACCGUCCUACGACCGACACGAGGCAGAAAGGUAGUAUAGACUGUGGUAUUUUUGCAUGUAAAUUUUUGGAAUAUCUUGUGUCGGGUAAUACUUUAGAAACUCUUGUUCAGUCUGAAGUGUCGCACAUUAGAAGGCAG
Messenger RNA from Momordica charantia (bitter melon), 930 nucleotides. Lineage: Eukaryota; Viridiplantae; Streptophyta; Magnoliopsida; Cucurbitales; Cucurbitaceae. The record is from RefSeq and is a predicted model, not a curated record.